Ipomoea triloba (trilobed morning glory) is the source of this 2181-nucleotide messenger RNA. RefSeq names its product monogalactosyldiacylglycerol synthase 2, chloroplastic. Bases 381 to 1742 code for a protein of 453 amino acids. Gene Ontology annotation, biological process: glycolipid biosynthetic process. The transcript is spliced from 7 exons. Gene Ontology annotation, molecular function: hexosyltransferase activity. NCBI's taxonomy places the organism in Eukaryota, Viridiplantae, Streptophyta, Magnoliopsida, Solanales, Convolvulaceae. The record is from RefSeq and is a predicted model, not a curated record.
AAAUUAAAGCUCUUAAUGAUGGCAUAAUUCAUCUUCAAAAAAACAAUGAUGGUAUAAUUCCCAGUAUAAUCUGCCCCUCCUGUCUUCUUAUAACAGGAAAAACCUCCAAAUCUUUCCUCGAACUCAGAUCCUUCUCUGGCUCAGAUUGUCUUCUUCCUCAGACGGUUUAACAUUUUCUCCUCUUUCUUUUCAUUUUACCAAUCUUUCUUCAACCUUACUGACAAACGCCGGAAAACCCACUUUCCGGCAGCUAAAGGGUGUUUGUUUCUCCAAGGUUCUUGAGAUUUAGUGUUGUGUUUCAUGCUGGGGUGUAACAUAUAAAAAAAAGUUGGUAACUUUGUAUAUAUAGACAUAAAAAAGAUAUUUGUGUGUGUUGGGAAAUGGUGGUUAGAGUGAAUUCGCCUCGAAAAUCGAUACACACAGUGUUGGAGAGAGUUGGGGUUUAUGGGUUUGGCGGCGGCAGCCAGAAGAGGCGCAAGUAUGAUGUUCAGGAAGAAGAUGAUACCAUGGAAAUGGUGCAGAUUGGAGCUGAGAGGACCAAGAAUGUGUUGAUUCUCAUGAGUGACACCGGCGGCGGCCACCGUGCUUCGGCGGAGGCGAUUCGUGAUGCCUUCAACCUGGAAUUUGGUGAUGAAUACAGGGUUUUUGUGAAGGAUGUUUGGAAGGAAUUCACUGGCUGGCCAUUGAACAACAUGGAGCAGCAGUACAAGUUCUUUAUUAAUCAUGUGCAGCUUUGGAAGGUUGCAUUUCACGGUACAUCGCCCCGGUGGAUUCAUUCUGUUUACCUUGCUGCCAUUGCUGCCUACUAUGCAAAGGAGGUAGAGGCUGGGCUAAUGGAGUAUAAGCCGGACAUUAUAAUUAGUGUUCAUCCUCUUAUGCAACACAUUCCAUUGUUGGUUCUUAAAUGGCAAGGACUACAGAAGAAAGUAAUAUUUGUCACUGUCAUUACAGAUCUCAAUUCUUGUCAUCGCACAUGGUUUCACCCUGGUGUCAACCGGCUGUAUUGUCCCUCGGAGGAGGUAGCGAAGAGGGCUUUGCUAGAUGGCUUAGACGAAUCUCAAACGCGUGUCUUUGGGUUGCCUAUUCGGCCCUCUUUCUGUCGUGCAGUUCUCUCUAAGAACGAGCUAAGAUUAGAACUAGAGCUAGAUCUAACAUUGCCAGCAGUUUUGCUGAUGGGGGGAGGCGAAGGGAUGGGCCCGGUGAAGAAAACUGCAGAAGCUCUCGAGGAAGCUCUGUUUGAUAAAGAACGUGGGAGGCCGAUUGGACAAAUGGUUGUCAUAUGCGGGCGCAAUGAAGCCCUCGCUGCCUCAUUACGAGAGCUCGAAUGGGACAUUCCUAUUAAGGUUAAAGGUUUUGAGAAACAAAUGGAAAAAUGGAUGGCAGCUUGUGACUGCAUUAUCACAAAGGCCGGACCUGGCACAAUUGCAGAAGCGUUAAUCCGAGGACUUCCCAUUAUUCUCAACGAUUACAUUCCCGGACAAGAAAAGGGGAAUGUACCAUAUGUAGUUGAGAAUGGCGCGGGUGUUUUCACCCGAAGCCCCAAGGAGACAGCUAGAAUCGUAGCCGACUGGUUUAGUACCAAAACCAACGAGCUCAAGACGAUGUCUGAGAACGCGCUCAAACUCGCGCAACCAAAUGCCGUGUUUGAUAUUGUGAAGGACAUUCAUGAUCUUGCAUCUCAAAGGGGCCCUCUUGCAGACAUUCCUUACAUGUUCACAUCAUCAUUCUCAAGCUUAAUUUAAUUAGCCAUGUUGGACUAAGGUUUGCUGUACUAGGAUGUUAUGUACAGAAUUGUAGCAUUUGUUGUUCUCAUUCUUUGGCCCCUAUGGCUUGAAUGCACAAUCUAAGCUAUAAAUUUUUUGUAGACAAACUCCAUCUUUUCAGUCCCAACACAACAGAGUUGGGAUUUUUUUUUCCUUGUCUAGUAUUUUGGGUGAGUAGAGUAAAUCCAGCCUUGUGACCUUAGCCGACAAAGGACCACAAGGAAGUAAACCAGCUUAAGUUGCUCAUAGCUAAUCGGCUCAAAUCAAGAAGGUCAAUAAGUUGUUCUCACUAGAAGUUGAACUUGUAAUCUUGUGGUUAUUAAGUCAAUAGCAUAUCCAACUUGAUUAGGGUUACCCCUUUUCAUCUAAUAUUUAUGUCAACGGUUGAAAUGGUAAUAUAUACCAAUAUGAUUUAUAA